Molecule: messenger RNA, 771 nt
Organism: Cryphonectria parasitica EP155
Lineage: Eukaryota; Fungi; Ascomycota; Sordariomycetes; Diaporthales; Cryphonectriaceae
Exons: 3
Coding region: 1-771 (256 amino acids)
Cellular component (GO): catalytic step 2 spliceosome
Source: RefSeq, a predicted model, not a curated record
AUGAGGCAUGGUCGCUCGCCACCGUCAGGUACAAGCCGCCGCGACUCGGCGUCGGAGUCGUCGUCGAGGAAGAGGCCCGAGGCGGUACUUAAUGACAAGGACCGCAACCGACGGGAAGGCCUCAGCAGGGAGGAGGAGAAGAAGCGUGGCAAACGCCUGUUCGGUGGUCUGCUAAGCACACUAAGUCAAACCACGAGCAACUCGCAGCAGAAGAGGCGUCAGGAGAUUGAGAAGAGACAGCAGGAAAAAGCCGCCAAGCAGAAGAUCGAGGACGACAAGCGCCGCUCCGAGGGCCGCUCGAAGCUCGACAAGGUCAGGAAGAUCGAGCAGGUCCGAUUUGAUGAGCAAGUGAUGAACACCCGUCAUUCCAAUAUGCUUGCUAUGGCGCAUAGCCUACUAACCAAGAGCGAGCCAAAGCUAUACUACCGUCCGUGGAAGACCACGCAGGAGCAGCAAGAUAUCAUCAAGGAUCAGAUCCGUGACACCAAGGCGCAGAUCGAGGACGAGCUACAGCGAUUCAGGGUCCGGAAGGAGCAGAGGCUUAAAGAUCUGGGAGUACUAUCUCCCUCGUUAGAAGUCGACGCUACAGUCGGUGAGCCAGCAGUCGAAGAUGAUCGUUCCAGAACCGCUGCACAAGAUGAGUCCGCUGUCUCUGCUACUAAUGAUCGAAGACAUUCCCCAGCCACUGCGCGAGUACCACAGCGCACUAGUCACGAGGAGAAGGACCAUGAUGAGAUGGUCGAGGCGGAGGAGGACACAGUUAUCUACUAA